Molecule: messenger RNA, 4170 nt
Organism: Schistosoma turkestanicum
Lineage: Eukaryota; Metazoa; Platyhelminthes; Trematoda; Strigeidida; Schistosomatidae
Source: the annotation of a GenBank genome assembly
GAAAUCACGGGACAUACAAACUCGCAAACAACGGCCAACUGAUUGGAAUUAGUCGAGUGGCUACAAUCCUAUUCAUUGGAAACUAACAAACACCUGGAACCGUACAGAAAGAACAAAAAUCGAGCGCAAAGAAAUCAAUUUGUUUAUACUAGCUCUCGAAAAAAAUAUUGGAUAUUGGAUAUCAACCAAUACUAUAAAUCUGAAUGCGCGAAUUGCUACUGAAGUCCAAUAUGCUGGUUUUAGCUCUCUUCCUGCAUAUUGUUGCAUCUGAAGUGGUCAGGGUACCUCUCCAUCCGUUCAAAUCUGCUCAACGCACUGUCAUUGAGUUUGAAAAUUCAUUAGGAAAUGUAAAGAAGCUUUGGUUAUCCAGAUUAUCUGGAGUUGGUCCUCAGCCAGAAUACCUUAAAAACUAUCUAGAUGCCCAAUACUACGGCGAUAUAACUAUUGGAACACCACCUCAAACAUUCAGCGUUGUUUUUGAUACUGGCUCAGCUAAUCUUUGGGUACCAUCAAAACACUGUAGCUACUUAGAUAUUGCCUGCUUACUACACAGAAAAUAUGAUAGCUCAAGAUCUUCCACUUAUGUUCCAAACGGUACUGAAUUCAGUAUUCGCUACGGUACAGGUAGUCUCACUGGGUUCCUAAGUACGGAUUCCCUUCAGUUGGGCUCACUGAGUGUAAAAGGACAAACGUUUGGAGAAGCGACGCGACAACCAGGACUGGUCUUUGUCAUGGCGAAGUUCGACGGGAUCCUUGGUAUGGCUUACCCCUCAAUUUCUGUAGAUGGCGUUACUCCUGUAUUCGUAAACAUGAUUAAGCAACGUUUAGUUGAAUCCCCAGUAUUUUCCUUCUAUCUCAGCAGGAAUAUAUCAACCGCAUUGGGUGGUGAACUGUUGAUUGGUGGUGUAGAUGAAAAGUACUAUACUGGUGAAAUCAACUAUGUGGACGUAAUGGAGCAGUCCUAUUGGUUGUUCAAAAUGGACAAGUAAGCUAAAACAGGAAAUUCAGUAAAUUUUAUUAUUAUAAGUCGUUAACUGGUUCCUUACUGGUUAGAUAUGUGACUUCCGUUAAAUAACUAGUUUACUACUUAGAUAUUUCAUAAUAAGCAAACGUCACUGUUGGUCUAGAAGGUGAAAGACUGCUUGGAGUGAAUUGAAUACUUUCACUGAACCUAUAUUAUCCAAACUUACGACCAGCAAAACUGGCACCACCUGGUUAAACGCAACGUCAACAGAAAUACUGAAAAGACCGAUAAAAAUGCUAGCUAAGGCUAACUAUCGCAAGCAUGACGGUCUGUCCAGAUGGAUGUCUGGCUAUUGCUGACACUGGUACUUCGAUGAUCGCCGGUCCAACUGAUGAGAUACAACAAAUCAAUAAAAUGCUUGGAGCCACUCAUCUACCUGGUGGUAUUUAUAGUGUAUCUUGUCGUGAUAUAAGCAAUCUCCCAAGCAUUGAUUUUUUCAUUAACGGCAAACGUAUGACAUUGGAACCUACAGAUUAUAUAAUGAAGCCACACUAUUUUCAGAGAGUAAAAGAAAGAUUAAUGUAGAAUGAUAUGAAUUCACCUUAUUUCUCCAAGUUCUCAUCAGCUACUUACAAACUGUGAUAUUUCAAAAUCUAAACUAUCGUAGAAAUUGAUAUCCUUAUAAAUGCAAAGGUGUUUAGAGAUGAUUAUGUGUAUCAUGAUGUCAGUAAAGUUAAUUAACUCACGAACAUAUGGUACGAAUGUAUAAAGCCUGGGGAAGAAAGUUUCAGAGCAUCUAACAAGUGGUUUAAAAUCAUAUAUAUUAACAAAUUUUGAAUGAGUGCGUGAUGAAGUAUGCUAAUCAAAUAAUGGUAAAAAUAUUUUUGAAAAUCUUAUUUAAACGCAUACAUUUGUUCAAAAGAUAAUCUUAAUAUUUAUGUGCCACAAAAGUCAUUGAGAUAGUGAACGGACUGGGAUACUUCCUGGAUGCCCGAACCGAAGCAGAUGGUUUCCUUAGGGGGCCACACUUCGACCCUUUGAUCUGAAAAUCUGGUCCACAAGAUAAUGGAGCAACGUAAGCAGAUGCAAUCCAAUGUUAACCGGUGACCAGCAAUACGUUCGUACGCCAUUAGUUCCAUCAGGAUCCUGGAGCCUAUCUAAACCAUUGGUUUUAAAUCAGGGUUUUUCAAGUAGUAGUAAUGAAGAUUAAUAUGAGUUGAAAUCAGUCAAUGAUAAUGUAUAUUUGUUUCCACAUUUUGGAUUUCCUUGUCUAUUGUGGCAACUGUGUACCUCAGGCUAAUUUCCAACAACGAUAUCAGAUUAGGAUGGAAGUUUAUAUGCCAGCCAAAAAUCAGGAAAAUUUUCGUGCGAAUGAAAAAGCUCCUAAAUACUUCCAUCUUACCUACAUAACUGUUCAGUGUUUUUGAUGCAUCUAAAAUUGAGCGAAAUCGGAUGAAAGUACCAGAAGACCAUCAUGAAUUUGUUUUCAUAUUUAUGUAUAUUUUUUUAAUUAUCAGACGCUAACAUUAUAUAUUCAGAGAGCUCGGUUGGCUUUUGCCAACGUGCGUCACCUGUGGAGUAGGCGAGAUAUCUAACUGCCAUAUAAAAGUCGAGUUUAUUGCAGAGCGCCUCUCUUUUUUCUACUUUAUGAACGUGAAAUAUGGCCAUUUAAAAAGGAUAUGCUAGGUAAAUAGGAUAAGUCAGUUGAUGACUCAAUGAGUCUUUAUCAAUUAGGUAAUUGGGACAUGUAUUACUCAUACCCAGCCGCCACCUACCUCGAUGGGUGACAUAUCUGGUGUAGGAGUAGAAUGGAAAAAAAUUGUAGGGCCGAACCAAGACGUAGCAUCGGUCAGCAGUCAUUGGUAGUUGGACUGAGUCAUGUAAGUAGGUGCGGAUUACGUGGUUGGGGUCCAAGCGAUAAUUGUAACCAGUAUUCGGGAACUUUAUGUAACAUGGCCCAGAUGCAUUUGUUUCCGGUCUCCUGAUCCUGAGUCGCGAAAUCUCAUACGUGGUUUUUAUGCUAAUAUCUGAUCUUUUCCACCACGAUUGAUACUCGUACUAUUUUUACUCCUGUGGAAUUAGUCGUGAUAGUUUAUCUCGCUGUGGUAAUGUGAUGAAGCAGCUUGAACCGAUACACGUAUGUAUCGGGUUCUACGUUGUAUAUGAUUGGCUAGUUGAGAUAAUUGGAUAAGAAAAUACUGUCAUUUAAGAUAUUGCUUUGUAGUUAAUCAAAAAAUAAAGUGUGCUAAGCAGUUGAAUCUCGUAACUUGUCCAAUAAAACGCUGAGCUUAUUAAUUAGUGGUUUGAUUCAUGGUUCUCUUCUGUCUUUAUUAAAUACUACUCGUUAUAUAGUAGUUAUCGUUUACUGUGUUACUAGGUCAACCUGCGUAUUUAUUUCCCCAAUAAAAAAUCUUUGCCUACUUAUUUGCAUAAUUUUGAUUUCAAAACAGGUAUCUAAAAUGGGUACUGAGAUUUGUUUAACUGGUUUCGUUGGAUUAGAUUUGCCGAAGAGAAAAUUAUGGAUAUUAGGCGAUGUAUUUAUUGGUAAAUUUUAUACAAUAUUCGAUAUGGGCAAAAAUCGUGUCGGUUUUGCAAAAGCUGUUCAUCCAGAUUCUGUUCAUCGUACAAAAACAACUAUCCCUAUGAUGCGAUUAUUCCCUGCUCAGUCAGUCUCGGAUUCUGCUUCAAAAAUCCCAUCUGGCGUGUUCGCCUUUUCCAAACUUCUUUCAGAUGAGGUUUGAUUAACAUCUAAUAACCUCGUUCCGCCUUCUGACGUUGACGCAUAUAUCUUUCGCAUAUUAAAAAGAGUAUUAUUUAUUCAUCAUUGAUGACGUUUGAGAACAAUUUUUGUCUAAUAUGUAACUUUAUCUUAUGAUUCGGUUUUACUGAUUUCAUCAAUCAUCGUCUUUUACACAUUUUUAUUAAUCCCACUAUAUUUUGUAAUACGUCUUGUUCAAAUUUAUUGAUGUUCAGUCUCAAAAACACAAUUACUUGGUCAUUUGCACUUCGUUGAGCUUAAAAUAAUAAGUUUGUGUAGCUUCUUAACUUAAUUUCAUAUCCUAACUUCAGUCAAAUUGUAAGAUGGCUUAGAAUAGAGCUCCAAGUAACUUGUACGUAAUGCGUUUGAAGCGAGAUUUGUACGUUCAACUGAAACCUAGUUCCAGACCUUCAGAUGAGCAUUAUGUGGUGUCGUUAACCUCUGUGCA